AAAGAAAAGUAGUUCUCCCCACUCUAGGCUUAGCCCCCUCUAUAUUAUACUUAGUCCUAUUCUCUCUUUGAAACCUCAAAAGAGAAGGCAAGUUGCCUAUAUAUCUAAAUGAAUGAAUGAAGUCUAGAGAGAGAAAGAGGAGGGAUAAAGAGAGAGAAGGGUGCUGCUUUCGGCCAAUCCUUGAAAAACUGGCCUCGUCUAUGCAGUAUUGGGCAGCUAGCUAGGGAUGGAGGGAGGAUAUGUAGACAAGAGAGAGAGAGAGAUCUAGUUCUACAGUUGGAAGUGAGAAUUACCAACAACAUUUUUUUGCAACCAACAACCUUUUUUUUUUUUUUUUUUUGAAGUCUAUGGUCCUAGGUUCUUUAUGUUGCAUCAAGAGACAACAUACAGUUCCAUGGAUGAAGCAUUAUUAGUAUUUUUUUAGUAAGUAGACUGCACAGAGGAAUUUUUACACUCUCAAACAAUCUAGAGAGAGAGAGAGAGAAAGAUUUCUUGGUUUUGCUUCUUGAUUAGACUGUGCUGAUCAGAAUUCAGAGAAAAAGGAAAGAAGGAAAAUUAAAACAGAAUUUCUCUUCAUCAUCGUGUUCCUCGAUUCGGCGGGUGUGAGAAAUGUGGGAUCUCAACGAUUCGCCGGAUCAAAGGAGGGACGACGAAUCCGAGGGGUGCUCCGACGACAAGGGCAAGCGCGUUGGAUCCAUGUCGAAUUCGAGCUCGUCGGCCGUGGUGGUGGAGGACGGCUCCGACGACGAUGAGGCCGCCGCCGCCGCCCGGAAGCGGAGCAGCAAGAUAUUCGGCUUUUCUGUCUGCGAAGACGACGCCGAUGACGACGACGCCGACGCCGGGCCGUGCUCCUCUCUCGUCACAAGGCAGUUCUUCCCGGUCGAUGACUCGGAAGCGGCGGCGGACGGCGGAGGCUCCGCCGCCUUCCCCCGGGCGCACUGGGUCGGAGUUAAAUUCUGCCAAUCCGAGCCCCACGCCUCCGCCGCCGCUGUAUUCGGGAAGUCGGCCGCGGAGGUGGCGCAGCCUCUGAAGAAGAGCCGCCGCGGGCCCCGCUCCCGGAGCUCGCAGUACCGCGGCGUCACGUUUUACCGGCGAACCGGCCGUUGGGAAUCGCACAUAUGGGAUUGCGGAAAGCAAGUGUAUUUAGGUGGAUUCGAUACAGCCCACGCCGCUGCCCGUGCAUAUGAUAGAGCAGCCAUUAAAUUCCGAGGAGUCGAAGCAGACAUCAACUUUAGUAUAGAGGAUUAUGAAGACGACUUAAAACAGAUGAGCAAUCUAACAAAGGAGGAAUUUGUGCACGUACUGCGUCGGCAAAGUACUGGUUUUCCAAGAGGGAGUUCAAAAUAUAGAGGUGUCACUUUGCACAAAUGUGGUAGAUGGGAAGCUAGGAUGGGCCAAUUUCUAGGCAAAAAGUAUGUCUAUUUGGGUCUCUUCGAUACUGAAGUCGAAGCUGCAAGGGCUUAUGAUAAAGCCGCCAUAAAAUGUAAUGGCAAGGAAGCUGUUACCAAUUUCGAUCCCAGCAUUUAUGAAGAUGAACUAAAAUCAGCAGAAUCUUCCAACAAUGCAGCAGAUCACAAUCUUGACUUGAGCUUGGGUAAUUCUGCUUCACAGCAGCAGCAGCAUUCGUUGCCGCAGUUUGAAGUUGAACACUGCAGAAACCAGGCAUUGAGGCCUGAGUUGAUUUCUCAGAAAAGAGAUGGAUACAACGAGACAGAAACCUUGCAGCUUCUAAGCCAAGCACACCUACAUUCUCCGGAGUCAUUCAAGAUGAGCAACGAAGCCCCCCGAUACGCCCAUCAUCCAAUGUUCAAUAGGCCAUACAACUCGCAGAACUACCACAUUCAUCAGUUCUCAGAGGGCGGGAGGAACGUAGGAGGAGAGGUUUCAGUGUCGAGAAAUGAACAGCAAUGGCAAAUGAAUCAAGCUCAAAUGUUUGCUAAUGCUGCAGCAUCAUCAGGAUUCCCAUCUGCGCAGACGUUUAGACCUCAAAAUUGGAUUCAGAAAAAUGGGAUCCAUCCUCUCAUGAGACCAUCCUAGUUCAUCUUUGCUGCCCAUUAAUUUUCCCUUGGUUUCUGAUUCAGCCAUAUCAGAGAAUGGAAAAAGAAUAUCUCCAUUUUUCUGUAAGUCUGUAAAGAUUCUUGCUUUGAGCCUCUUCCCCCUUUUCCCCUUUAUUUUAACAUAUUAAAUAACACCUCCUUUUUACCACGGUUUAA
Messenger RNA from Salvia miltiorrhiza (redroot sage), 2213 nucleotides. Its product is annotated as floral homeotic protein APETALA 2-like. The record is from RefSeq and is a predicted model, not a curated record. The transcript has 10 exons. The coding region runs from base 610 to 2037 and encodes 475 amino acids. Gene Ontology annotation, molecular function: DNA-binding transcription factor activity; DNA binding. Gene Ontology annotation, biological process: regulation of DNA-templated transcription. Lineage: Eukaryota; Viridiplantae; Streptophyta; Magnoliopsida; Lamiales; Lamiaceae.